Molecule: messenger RNA, 2663 nt
Organism: Ricinus communis (castor bean)
Lineage: Eukaryota; Viridiplantae; Streptophyta; Magnoliopsida; Malpighiales; Euphorbiaceae
Product: phosphatidylinositol/phosphatidylcholine transfer protein SFH6
Exons: 16
Coding region: 412-2286 (624 amino acids)
Source: RefSeq, a predicted model, not a curated record
CAAACAAGCAAAAUUCCCGCCAAGCGAACAUGCACUACGCCACUCCUUUGACUGCCACGGAGGCAUUACCAUAGGACCCCACAAAAAUGACCAAUUACUGGACAAGACCAAGAAACAUCCCCCACCGUUAUGCGCACCGUUUCUCUCCAUUCGCUCUUGUCUUCUCAACCAGCUGGAGGCUGGAGCCAGCCGACAAAAAGAUCCUUUAUAUUGAAUUAUACGAUGGCGGAUCCCAAAAUUAACUAUACCAUUGAUCUUUGAUCUUUCAGUCGUUAAAUUUGUGAUUCUUUUUUUUUUUCCUUUGUAAUAAUAUCUGUUCUUUAUAUUCUGUGACCGAAGUUUGAUAUUGAUAGCUUAAAAUCAACAUGUCCGGACCAUUGGAUCGUUUCGCUAUACCUUGAAGGAAAAUCGAUGCCCACCAAUCCUGAAAUGGAUACUGGCUGCUUAUUUGGCUUUGAGGGUUCUUCUGGAAAUGAUGAAAGAAGGGAACGGAAAUCUGAUUUCGAAAACUCAGAGGAAGACAGGAAAACUAGAAUUGGGAAUCUGAAGAAGAAAGCAAUGAAAGCAUCUAAAAGAUUUAGACGUUCUCUUCAUAAGAGGAAGAGUAAAAAUAGCGGUGAAGGGAUUUCUGCCGCGAUUGAAGAUGUUCGGGAUGUUGAGGAGCUGCAAGUUGUAGAUGCUUUUAGACAGGCACUCAUUGGAGAUGACUUGCUUCCUUCUAGGCAUGAUGAUUAUCAUAUGUUGCUAAGAUUUUUAAAAGCAAGAAAAUUUGACAUUGAGAAAGCGAAGCAAAUGUGGGCCAAUAUGAUUCAAUGGAGGAAAGACUUUGGUACUGACACAAUUAUGGAGGAUUUUGAGUUCAGUGAGUUGAAUGAGGUUGUAAAGUACUAUCCUCAGGGUUAUCAUGGUGUUGAUAAGGAGGGCAGGCCUGUCUAUAUUGAAAGACUAGGGAAAGUUGAUCCAAGCAAGCUCAUGCAAGUUACCACUGUGGAACGGUAUUUGAGAUAUCAUGUGCAAGAGUUUGAAAAGAGUUUUGCAAUUAAAUUUCCAGCUUGUUCUAUUGCUGCAAAGAGACACAUAGAUUCGAGUACAACUAUUUUGGAUGUGCAAGGAGUGGGUUUAAAAAACUUUACAAAGUCUGCACGAGAACUGGUCAUACAGCUCCAGAAAAUUGACGGUGACAACUACCCUGAGACACUCCGCCGAAUGUUUAUAAUAAAUGCUGGUCCUGGUUUUAAGCUACUCUGGAACACAGUAAAAUCUUUUCUUGAUACUCAAACAGCUAGCAAAAUUCAUGUUCUUGGCAACAAAUAUCAGAACAAAUUACUUGAGAUAAUAGAUAAAAGUGAGUUGCCCGAAUUUCUUGGCGGUAGCUGUACCUGUGCAGAUCACAGAGGUUGUAUGAGAUCUGAUAAGGGGCCAUGGAAAGAUCCGGACAUCCUAAAGAUGGUCCUCAGUGGUGAAGUUCUAUAUUCGAGACAAAUAGUAACAAUUUCAAAUAGUGAAGGCAGGGUGAUUGCUUCUGAAAAGCCACGUUAUCCGGUAAAAACUAGUGACACGUCUACUGCAGAGUCGGGAUCUGAAGUGGAAGACGUUGUUGCAUCCCCCAAACCAACUAGGAAUUAUUUACUCCCAAGAUUGACUCCUGUCAGCGAAGAAGCUAGGGUGGCUGGUAAGGCAAGUGCUGCUGGAGUUUUUGCUGAAUAUGAUGAAUAUGUUCCCAUGAUUGACAAGACUGUGGACGAUGGAUGGACAAAACAAGCAUCCUUUCAAGAUCAACAUACCUCCAGAGGAAUACCUUCUUUGCCAAGUAUAGGGAGAACUCCAGCAGGAAUUUGUGCUCGCAUUUGGGCUCUGCUCAUGGCAUUCUUUAUGGCCUUCCUUGCUUUCAUCCAUUCACUGCCACUUUGGGCAAAGAAGAAAUAUUCUUCGCCUGAUUCUGUCUCUGAUGCAACUCACCCAACUUCUGAAUCAGUGCUCAAGGAGGAGUUUCGUCCUCCUUCUCCUGCUCCAGGAUUUAAUCAGGCACAGCUCCUCUCAUCUGUCUUGAAGAGGCUGGGAGAACUUGAAGAGAAGGUUGACAUGCUACAGAUGAAGCCUUUUCAGAUGCCUUGUGAGAAAGAGGAGUUGCUGAAUGCUGCCGUUUGUCGAGUGGAUGCAUUAGAAGCAGAGCUAAUUACUACAAAGAAGUCUUUGCAUGAAGCUUUAAUCAGACAAGAAGAGCUUCUUGCAUUUAUAGAUAGCCAAGAGGAAGCCAGAUCUCGGAAAAAGAAGUUUUGCUGGUGAAUAAGAGUUGUUUGUACAGGAGGAAUUCGUUAACGUGUGCAUGCUAUACUACCAUUUUCAUUUCUAUAGCUCAUCUUCUGGAGAAGUAUUUGCUAUGUACAGAAUCCCGUUGCUAUGGGGGUCAGAAUUUGGUAUCAAUAACAUGAAAAGAAGAAUUCUCUAUAUUUGUUUGGGAUCUCUACAACUGUGUUUAUAAUGAAUAUGUCGAUAAAAUACAUAACUGUAAAUCAAUUACAAGAAAAGGAGGUUGAAAUUACAGGGACUCCGCUGUUUUCCUAUGUUUAUCACCUGAUUGUAUCCCUGUCUACGAACUGAAGAUUCAGAAUACAAUUUCACUUUAGUAGAGUAGUAAAAUAAAAUACAGGAAGUUGGAUCAA